CUGGCGUAGGAGUGGUCCUAGUGGUCCACCCCGCACUCACACUCUGCUCACUCCUGCCCUCUGGGAGGCGCUACUGAAACCUACAACUAGAACCAGCAGAUGUGGGAAUAGCUUAUUCCCCUACAGCUGCCACGCUCCUGAACGCCUCCUGACACCAAAUAUAAGGCCUAUAGACCUCCAUCUGGGUAGAUACAGACUACAUUUCAUUACUUUGCACUUGCAACAGUGUAAAGGAACAGGAAGAUAGUGGGGGGGGGAGCUUAAAGCCGGUGGAGUUCAGCCAUCAGAGUGUCAAGGGUUCUGAGAGCAGAUGGAGGAGGAGGAGCAAGAGGCUUAAAGACCUAGAGUGAGGAUGAAGAGGAUUAAAGAGCAGAAACAGAACAACUAGAGAAGAAAAACAAAUGAAGGAAAGUCUGGAUUCUAUCAUCUUUCUUCCAAGAUUCAACCUGAAAAUCCUCAGAGGGACAGAAGGCCUGAGGGGGGCACUGCUCCUCCCAACGGACUUCUACUUUGAACUCUCCCUGGAUUGUGAUGACACCCUGUCUGAAGGAGAUGUGGAAGAGCCUAAGUUGAGGACAGAAAAUGAGAAAGCUAAUGAACUUCCUGUGUGACUGACUGCUCCCCACCAUGUCCUCCACCUGCUGGCUCAAAGGACUCUUCAUCCUCCUCAUCAUCUUACUGCCUCUCUGCUCCUCCCAAGUCAGCAGUCCGUUUGACAGCUGCAGCUCUCCGUCGGCCUCGGAGGCACGGCGAGGAUGGCAGUUCCUCCCAUGUCAGCCACCUUCCACCAACAUGAAGGAGUUCAUGCAGAUCAGGGUGGAUCCUCCUGGGAUCACCUGUGGAAACCCACCUGAAAGGUUCUGCACAUUGGAGAACCCGUACCUGUGCAGCGAUGAGUGUGAUGCCUCCAGCCCUGACCUGUCUCACCCUCCUCAGCUAAUGGGGGACAGGGAGAGAGGUGGGCUUAUCACCUAUUGGCAGACAGUCACCUGGUCCAGGUAUCCUGAGCCUCUAUUGGCUAACAUCACUUUGUCAUGGAACAAGAGCCUGGAGGUGGUUGAUGACAUCAUCAUUACCUUUGAAUAUGGGAGACCAACCAGCAUGGUGCUGGAAAAAUCUAUGGACAAAGGUGUGACAUGGCAGCCGUAUCAGUACUACGCUGACGACUGCCUGGAGUCCUUUGGCAUGUCGCCUAAACAGGUCUCUGACUUAGCACCAACAAACCUCACCCGGGUUAUCUGCACUGAGAAGUACUCCCGCUGGGUUGGGGCCAAGGAGGAGAAGAAUGUGGUGUUUGAGGUGCGUGCUCGGUUCAGCGUGUUCGCUGGUCCAAAGCUUAUCAACAUGGAUGCCCUUUACACCCGGAUGGAGACCAUGAAGGGUCUCAGAGACUUCUUUACCUUCUCCAACCUGCGGCUGCGACUCCUCCGCCCUGCAUUGGGAGGAACCUACGUCCAGAGCGACAACCUUCUGAAGUACUUCUACGCCAUCUCUAACAUUGACAUACCUGCCAGGUGUAAAUGUAACCUGCACGCCUCUCAGUGCGUGAUGCGGGAUGCAACGCUGCAGUGUGACUGCGAGCACAACACAGGUGGACAGGACUGCCAGCGCUGUAAAGGAGGCUUCAGAUCCCGCAGCUGGAAACCAGGAUCAUACCUGCCCCUGCCCAGAGGCACUGCUAACACCUGUGAGGCGCCUGUGAGCCGAGUCACGGCUGGUGACUCAGCAGUAUCUGAUGGACCAUCUGCUGCAUCAGAUGGAAUGAGUGACACUCCUACUAAUACAACUACUACUAUUACUACUUUGUCUGCUUACACUGAGAGUUCUACCCGUUCCACUGUCACUGACAGCAGGACCAAGACUGAUAUAAACACUGCUGUUUGGACAUCACCCAUACUAACUGACGACAUUUUUACUGAUGGCCCGACGCAAAGUAUCACCUCUGGUCCCUCUGCCACUACAGAUGGUAUUAUUCCUAUGUUCUAUUAUUCACUGACUACUGAUACAACCAUGGGAGGUGUUCUUACCUCAGCAGAUGCAGCCACUAAGCCACAGAGUAUCACUUCUACAGGUACAACUACUGUCACUUAUAGUGCUGCUGAUAUCACUUUACUUGGUAGUACUAGCAGUAUACCCAUGUCUGACAUGAGCAGUACUGCAUACUACACCAGUACUACAAAUUCAGCUGAUACUACAUUGAACACUCGUACUGUAGCUUCUGCUGCUGUAAGCAGUGGUUCUAGUUCUGGUUGGGAAUCAUUUGAUUCAAGUAGUGUAACAGGAUCUUUAGCAGACAUUUCAUUAAUCAGUACACCACCGGGGGAAAUCUCCAACACUCCCAGUCUAACCAGUAAGAACUCAACAAUCUCAACCAGGAGCAGACAGUCUGGGUUUGACCCCACUUCAGACUUCUCUGGGCCUGGUAAGGCUUACUUGGUGACCAGUGUCAUCCCACCUUCUGUUGGUGCAGUGUCAUCAACCAGGGCCCAGAAUCCAGCAACCAUUCAAGAAACCACUCCACCCAGUGAAAAGGUUGCUCCUGGAAAUACUCUGUCAACUGGGUCUAUUCCAACUACUUGGGAAGGAGAUGCCCCGCCUUCAGAAGCAGCAGACACAUCAGAUAUACCUGAUAGAGAAAAAAACCCUAGUCUCCUUCCUCUUGUUGUACCUCCUGAGAAAAGUUCUCUUUAUACACCUGCAGCAAUAUUCCCACCUUCAGAUAUUCCACCAGCUACCCUUUCAUCAGAAACUGUUGCAUCCUCCUCUGGAGUACUCCCCGGAGUAGAACCUUCGCCUUCUUUAGAAAAAGUGUCAACCUCUCAAGCCUCUGAGAGUUCAGUAGUUGUAUUUUCCUAUUUAGCUCCAACUAUACGUGUUUCUGAUGUACCAUCUCCUAAUACAGCUUCUGCAGAUAUACCACCUCCAAAUGACCCCAAGGUGACCCCUGUCCAAGCAUUUCCUCUAGUUCCUACACAAUUACCUCCCCAAAAAGUAGAUCCCUCUAGAACUCCUGACCCUUUAAUGGAUGCAGCUCCCCUCCCCCCAGCUGCACCUGAUGCCCCGGCUCCUGAUACUAAUGUAGAGUCACUACCUUCCUCUGGGAGAGAUUUGGAAUUAAAACCAACUUUGGAAACUGCGGAUCAGUCUAAACCAACUACCAAUAUAGAUUCUGGCGAAUCAAGACAAACUCCAGCUUCUAGUUCUGGACAAGUGUCUGAUGGUGACCCGUCAGCCAAGCCAGGAGGACCGGCUUCUCAGAGGGAGCGAUUUGGAGAACCACUGCCUGAGAAAAAGGAUUCUAUGGAAGAAAGGAAAGGUGGAACCGUGAAGAAAGAGGGAAGCAACUGGAAAGGCAAAGUGGAAGACAAGAGUCGUGGGAAGAAAGGAACCCAGAAGAUUCUGAUCCCAGGAGGACCUAAGUCCACUCAGCUCUCUAAAAUCAUGUAUGUCAACUUCCAGGACUGCGAGUGUAACGGUCACUCCAAUCGCUGCAGCUACAUCGACUUCAUCAACGUGGUAACCUGUUUGAGCUGCAAACACAACACUCGAGGCCAGAGCUGUCAGUAUUGUCGCCUUGGUUACUACAGAAACACCUCGCUGCCAAUGGACGACGACAACAUCUGUGUGGACUGUAACUGUGACCCAGAUGGCAGCUCUUCUCCUCAUUGCUCUGAUUCUGGUUUCUGUCGCUGUAAACCUGGAGCCACAGGGAGGCGCUGUGAUUCCUGUCUUUCUGGUUUCACCUGGCGGGGAGGUGGAACUGGAUGCACAGACAACGUAUGUGACACGGAACGUCUCUGUCAGAACGGUGGAACCUGCGUUGAUUUCCAGCGCUGCGUCUGUCCAAAUAACUCCACAGGUCAGCUUUGCGAGCAGAGUGUCUGUAAGGAGAAGAGUGGCUGCAUCAUAAAGGCUGAGGGCUCCUCCUCCUGCAUGACAUCACAGCUUUACCUGGUGACCUUCAGUUUUAUCAGCUACACUUUCAGCUGACCAUGCCCCCUUCACCAACCAUGACAUCAGCAGUACAAUAAGGGCAAUAAAGAUAAAUGAUCCAAA
This is a messenger RNA of Cyprinodon tularosa, 4056 nucleotides long. RefSeq names its product netrin-G2-like. The coding region runs from base 628 to 3990 and encodes 1120 amino acids. The transcript has 14 exons. The record is from RefSeq and is a predicted model, not a curated record. Lineage: Eukaryota; Metazoa; Chordata; Actinopteri; Cyprinodontiformes; Cyprinodontidae.